AUGACCUCGAAAUGGCAAGUCACGUCUCCUCCACGGAAUCCGCGCUAUAGGCGGUCGGACCCCUUGGUUCUCAUUCCAGGCUUGCCACAAACAGCAGAGGCGUUUAGCGAUAUCUUCGAGCCCGUUUCCAAACAUUAUCAAUUUUUGGCUCUCGACCACCCGGGCUUGGGCGACUCGCUUCCUCCCGUCAAUGGCUAUGAUACUGCCAAUGUGAGCAAAGUCAUGGCAGAAGCUAUUCACGAUAUCUUGAAAGAAAGACAGUGCCAUCUAGUUGGCCACGGUAAUCUGGAAUAUGCGAAAACACCGCUCGAUAUACCUGUCUUGGCUUUAGGUGGCGCCAGCUCCGUGGGUUCGGGCAUGAUCAACUUGGUCCAGAACUUCGCGGCCAAUGUCUCCGGAGGCGCUAUUGAUGAUUAUGGGCAUUUUCUCCCCGAAGAGCAACCAUCUGCUGUCAUGCGUAGACUGCUGGAGCUUUUGGAUACAUAUCAAAACAGAUAA
Messenger RNA from Talaromyces atroroseus, 498 nucleotides. RefSeq lists its product as hypothetical. The record is from RefSeq and is a predicted model, not a curated record. The transcript is spliced from 3 exons. Lineage: Eukaryota; Fungi; Ascomycota; Eurotiomycetes; Eurotiales; Trichocomaceae. Bases 1 to 498 code for a protein of 165 amino acids.